UGCAACGGUAUGCAGCACGCCGAUGUGCUAUCAAAAGCUCAAGUUCAGCAGCGCCACUCCGUGUCUUGCAGCUGACCCUCGUUUGGAGAUGAUACCUUGACAGUGCUUGUGGUUGACCACGGUUCAGACUGCUUUGAUCAGAGGACAAGUAGCGGUGUCCACCUUGCGCUCCUCUCUUCUGGAGCCCUAGGUCCGAAGUUGUUGGAUUCUCUUCGGAACGCUGGGUCCGAAUCUGUUGGAUUCGAGUCAAGAUAUCGCCUCACCUUGUUACAAUUUGUAGAAACACUGAUUAACUUUUGUUCCUCCAUCGCAACUGCUUUCAGAACAAGGAUUGUUUUACAUUGACCAAUCGUUUGACAUCCCAGCUCCCGUGUCUGGAACUGAGGAUGGGUGGCUGAACCCGGAACCCGCUGUGUGAUCUAUCGGCUCUGUGAUUGGUCCGUUCUGGUUCCGGUCGCUACCUGCUGCCAUGGCGAAGAGUCCCGAGAUGAAGCUGGCCGUUUUCGGUAGAGCAGGAGUGGGUAAAUCAGCUCUAGUGGUGAGGUUUCUGACCAGACGUUUCAUCUGGGAGUAUGACCCAACGCUUGAAUCAACAUAUCGCCAUCAAGCAACCAUAGACGAUGAGGUUGUGACCAUGGAGAUCCUUGACACAGCCGGACAGGAGGACACGCAGCAGAAGGAGAGCCACAUGCGCUGGGGCGAUGGCUUCGUCAUUGUCUAUGACAUCACUGACCGGGGCAGCUUUGACGAAGUGGCUCCUUUGCGAGGCCUCCUAGAGGAAGUCAAGAAACCCAAGAAUGUCCCGUUGGUUCUGGUGGGCAACAAAGCCGAUCUAGACCAUGCCCGACAGGUGGGCACAGAGGAGGGUGAGCGGCUGGCUGCCGAGAUGGCGUGCGCCUUCUACGAGUGCUCGGCGUGCGCCGACGAGGGUGGCAUGGUGGCGGAAGCAUUCCAUGAGCUGUGUCGCGAGUUGAGGCGCCGCAAGGUGGUCCAAGGCAAGGCCAGGCGCCGUAGCUCCACCACCCACGUCAAGCAGGCCAUCAACAAGAUGCUGACCAAGAUCAGCAGCUAGGGGGAGCCGCUGAGCACACUCCACAAAGAGGAUAAACUCAAGAAAAACUAAAGAACAAAGUGACUGAUUUCAAGGGUUUAGAUGUGUAGAAAUAUCACGCAGCCAUCAAAGCUCCUAAAGAGCACAAAUAUAAAAUGAUGAAUGAACAGCGAACCUCUUCGUACUUAGUAUCAAUGCACAAUCAAUGAAGAUUUGCAUUGAUACCGAGUGUGCCAAAAAUCGCUCUCCAUUCAACACUGAUUCUAAAGGGGAAGGUUGUAGGCCAUUAUUACUCGCUCUUUGACCACGCUCCACAACUAAGGUCAGAAGCACAAAGGGGAACAUAAUAAUCACAUGAUGGGAACUACUUUGUCUGUGAGGGAGGUGAAGAUGCUUUUGUUUCAUAGCCAACUGGGACAUUUCUGUAUACUGCCAAGGAAGGGGGGAGAGUCCGUUAUUCAGAAAUCCCAAAUCUCUGAAAUUCACUCUCCCUUCUUGAGCAGCAUGGUGAAUACCCCAGUUUUGUGUCUCCACCAACUUUAAAGAAAAUAUUGUCCAUGAACCCACCCUUUGUUUAUUAGAAAUAAUGGACAAACCAUUUGUAGUUUCCUGUAGCUUGUUUGUGGGAUAAUGUUUUGAUAUGCUCUAGGCCAGUGUUUCCCAACCCUGGUCCUCCAGUACACAUCCUUAUUGUAAACCUAGACAAGCACACCUCGUUCCACUUGUCAGCUAAUCAUCAAGCCCUCAAUGAGUUGCGUUAAUCCAGGGCUACAACAAAAAUGUGUACGAGGACCGGUGUUGGGAAACACGUCUCUAGGUCAACGGAUGUAUGUUCUUUGAGCAGCGUUAAAAGAUUCAUGAAACAUCAACAGUUUUCAUGGUCUUAGAUCAUUAUGUCGUCCGUUUGCAGAGCUCUGUUGGCCUUGGGUACUUGUUGACCUUAGACAUAUCCUUUGAGCUGUGACACGAUUGGUCAAAUAAACAAUUGUCCAUCAUACUAUGUCUCCCUCAACCCCCAUCUCAUACCAAGCAUAGGACAGGGCUAUAGAGAUCAUAUCUCAAAUAUGUUUUUCAUCUAAAGAACCUAAGAGGAGGAGGAGGAGACCAAAGUUUUCAGUUUAAAUCAACGCUAAUACUGUUUCAUGGUAUCGUCCAUCCAUCAUUCCGGUUCAAAUUCCAGGAACGUUCUAAAUGUACCUUAAUUGUAAACUAUGUAUAAUAUUGCCUUUAUCAUUGGUCUCAAAGGAGUGUACAGUACAUAACCCAGAGGCAGACAAAAUGGUCGAUAUGUCUCCUAUAUUUUAACCAAAUGCUGUUCCUUUGUUAACGAAUGUACCUGAGCUGACUGAGUUUUGAGAAUGGGGAUACAAUGGACAAAUUUGCUGUGCAAUUGUAAUUAAACAUUAGAUACAUGUAUAUCCAA
Messenger RNA from Oncorhynchus mykiss (rainbow trout), 2474 nucleotides. RefSeq names its product ras-related and estrogen-regulated growth inhibitor. Gene Ontology annotation, molecular function: GTP binding; GTPase activity. The record is from RefSeq and is a predicted model, not a curated record. NCBI's taxonomy places the organism in Eukaryota, Metazoa, Chordata, Actinopteri, Salmoniformes, Salmonidae.